CUAGGUCGAAGCUCCCCGCAUUCACCAGAACAAAGCCUCGUUGCGCCACAGCCAGACCGAACUCCAUCGCACUCACCAGAACCAAGCCUUGGUGCACGACAGCCAGAUCGAAGUCCAUUACACUCACCAGAACCAAGUCUCGGUGCAUCACAGCUAGGUCGAAGCUCCCCGCAUUCACCAGAACCAAGCCUCGUUGCGCCACAGCCAGACCGAACUCCAUCGCACUCUCCAGAGCCAAGUUUUGGUGUGUCAAAGCUAGGUCGAAGUCCACCGCAUUCACCAGAACCGAGUCUCGGUGCACUACAGCCAGACCGAACUCUAUCGCAUUCACCGGAACAAAGCCUCGUUGCGCCACAGCCAGACCGAUCUGCAUCGCACUCACCAGAGGCAAGCCUUGCUGCACGACAGCCAGAUCGAAGUCCAUCGCACUCACCAGAACCAAGUCUCGGUCGAAGUCCACCGCAUUCACCAGACCCGAGUCUCGGUGCAAUACAGCCAGAUCGAAGUCCACCGCACUCACCAGAACCAGGAACUGGUGCAUCACAAGCUCUUUCACCAGAACCGAGUCUCGGUGCACUACAGGCAGACCGAACUCCAUCGCACUCACCAGAGCCAAGCCUUGGUGUGCCACAGCGGGGUCAAAGCCCCCCGCAUUCACUAGAAUCAAGACUCGUUGCGCCACAGCCAGAGCAAACUCCACCGCAUUCACCAGAGCCAAGCCUUGCUGCACCACAACCAGAUCCAAGUCCAUCGCACUUACCAGAACCAAAUAUCGGUGUACCACAGCCAAAUCGAAGCCCCCCGCAUUCACCAGAACCAAGAACUGGUGCAUCACAAUCUCAUUCACCAGAAUCAAGCAUCCGUGCGCCACACUCAGGUCGAAGUCCACCGCACUCACCAGAGCCAAGCCACAGUGUACCACAGCCAGAUCAAAUUCCACCGCAAUCAUCAGAACCAAGCCUCGUUGCGCCACAGCCAGACCGAACUCCAUCGCACUCUCCAGAACCAAGCUUUGGUGUGUCAAAGCUAGGUCGAAGUCCACCGCAUUCACCAGGACCGAGUCUCGGUGCACUACAGCCAGAUCGAAGUCCAUCGCACUCACCAGAACCAGGAAUUGGUGCAUCACAAGCUCAUUCACCAGAAUCAAGCUUCAGUGCGUCACAGCCAGGUCGAAGCUCACCGAAUUCACCGGAGGCAAGCCUCGGUGCGCUACAGCUAGGUCGAAGCCCACCUCAUUCACCAGAACCAAGUUCGGGUGCACCGCAGCCAGAUCGCAAUCCACCGCAUUCGCCAGAACCAAGAAUUGGCGCGUUGCAACCAGAUCGAAUUCCACCACUUUCCUCAGAGCGAGGUAUCGACCCGUCACAACCUGAUCAAAGCCCACCGCGCUCAUUGGAAACGAGUGUCGUUUCGUCGGGGCGGAGCUCUCCGGAUUCAUCAGAAAUAAGUGUCGGAACGUCAGAGUACCUAAGCCCACCGCAGUCAUUAGAAUCAAAUGUUGGCGUAUCACAACCAAAUCGAAGUCCGCCGUUUUCACCAAAACUGAAUGUCGACGCAUCGGAUCGAAUUCCACCGGAGUACCUGGAACCAAGUAUAGGCGCAGUGGACCGUAGCCCGCCAAAUUCACCAGAACCAGCUAUUGGUGUCACACAGCGUGGUCAGGAUCCGCUGCUGACACAGGAACAAAACAUAGCUUCGUCUCGACAGACUCGUAGUCUGCAGAUACUGCCAGAACCAACUGCUGCUACAUCAGCAUUGGGUGACAGCCCAGAGCAUCCAGUGGAACCAAGCAUUAGUGCAUCAGAAAUAGGUUCCCACCUACCGUAUUCGCAGUUAACUCCCAGGGGAACUCAAUUCUCCGAAUUAAACAAACCUCAUUCUCUAGCAGGUUUACGAUCACCCGAUCUAAUAGCUGCAUAUUCACGACUCCGUGCGCAAGAAACUCCAACAGAUUUCUCCGAUCCCACAGAGUCUCGCGUUCCUUAUGCAUCCCAUUCACAACCACACGCCGAUUCAUGGAAUCAGCCGUCAACGGAGGGCGCGCAAUUGCUUAACUUCAUUCGAUCUGAGCUACAACAUUCCCAAUCGCAAAAAGCUGGAAGCUCUAGAACUGAAAUGCGUCCUGAACAUCCGCAACUCCCCCUCUCAGGUAUGGCAGCCGGUUCCAGUCCUUUAAGUUCACAUCAUCCGGGAGCAGUUUCGCAGGGUCCCCCGGAACCAAUUCUCAUUCGCCCGUCCCAGCAUCAGCUUCAUUCAGAUUCCAGUCCGACUGAUCUGGCUCUGUCGCAGCCUUUUUCCGAAUCCGGUCCAGAGUCGCAUUCGCAAGCAUCUCGCGCAACUUCUGACUCAACUGAUCCAGAGCAGUCAGAUGGCGUAAUGGAUCAGCUAUCUACAUGGUUAGGUUUAAAAGGACUGCAGUCACGCAAACCACGUUCAUCGUGCCGUCAUUGUUUGAUCAUUCAAGCGGAACCAGAUCCUGAAGUGCCCCAUUUUGACGGAUUGCGCCAUUUCGGCCAUAUGCGCCCACUAAACAUCAAAGUGAUGAAGGAUUUGUAA
Gongylonema pulchrum is the source of this 2556-nucleotide messenger RNA. NCBI's taxonomy places the organism in Eukaryota, Metazoa, Nematoda, Chromadorea, Rhabditida, Gongylonematidae. The record is from the annotation of a GenBank genome assembly.